AUGGCGCCCCUGGGCCAGAAAAUGGCGGCCAUAACCAGUGUUGCAUGGCCCCGUGCCCUCCAUGCUGUCUCCUUAGUCCAUUUAGGAAACCGCCACUUUCAGUCUCUGCGGGCAGCGGCGAUGAAGAGCCUUCGUCUUGCUGGCCCAGGUGCCUCGCCAUGGCUUCAGUUUUCCUUGCUCCAGUUUCCCACGGCUGACCCGGGCUUCGCUGCCCUCCAAGCCUCAGUCGUUGAUUUCUGUCGCUUUGGCCAGGCUACUGAUGCUGUGCCAUGCCUCGACAUCCUGGCCAGUGCCGGUGAGCGGCGUGUGCCGGGUCCGCUGGGGGUUCUGGUUGCCAGACUUCACGAAGUUGGGGUCUCUUGGUUCGUUGAAGGCUCGGCCUUUCGUGACAGCUUUGGCGAAUGGUCACCCUGGACCACGCCCCUUUCAGAGAUACGUUUGCGCCUGGUCUCUCAGUGGCAAACUGCCGUGGCCGUGCGAAUGUCUCAUCGCCCAGGGUUCCAAGGCUUAGCCGGUGCUGACCCUGCUCUCACCCGCCGGGUCUUCCUCGAGUUCCCUGCCGAACAGCAGCCUUACCUUCGUGUUGCCCUCAAUGGCACCUUUUACACUCAAGCGGAGUUGCACCACAUUGGUCAGGAAGAGAGUAGCGCGUGUGUGCGCUGUGGCCAGCCGGACAGCAUCCUGCACCGCCUCCUUCACUGCCCCUUCUUUGCGUCUGCCAGGGCCAAGUACCCUCCACCGGCUGGGUCUUCCCAUGAUCUGUUUACGGAUGGUACCUGCAGCAUGCCAGCGUGUCCCGAGCUUCGACUAGCAGCAUGGUCAGUCAUUCUGGCCAACGCCGGAUCUGCCGCAUCGCCAGUUGUCCUUGCAGCUCAACCACUCCCCGGAUUGGUCCAAACCUCUUUUCGAGCUGAGCUAUUUGCCAUGCUUGUGGCACUGACCUUUGCGUCUAGGGUCUCGGUGCCGGUGCGGGUUUGGAGUGACUGCGGCGGGGUGGUUUCUAGGACUAGGUCGCUUUUGAGUGGGUCUCCCCUUGUCCCUGGCUGCAGCAACCAUGACUUGUGGCAACGCAUCCAUGUGCUGUGCCAAACACCUGGGCUAAGCGUCACCGUUCUCAAGGUCCCGUCACACGAAGACGCAACACUGCAUGACGAUCCAGUUGACCAGUGGGCUGUGGAAAUGAAUGCAGUCGCUGACAGGGUGGCUGAUGAAGCCAACCGUGUCAGGGAUGACUCCUUCGUAGCCUCGUGGCAGCAGCUGCGGGAUUGGAUUGAGGCUGAGACAGGCCGAGUUCGACAGGUCAUGAAGUUACAUGUGGAGGUUGCCCUGUUGGCAACGCACACCAAGGCUGCAAAACCUGAACGAGUCGCACACGUUUUCACUUCACCUGACGUGCCGCCGCUUUCUCUUGAUGUCAGCUUGUUGGACGGUAGCAAGCUGUAUUCGAAGUAUGGAAAUGGCUAUGUGCAGUCUUUGCUGCAGUGGACACGCGGGCUCUUUGGAGAGGCAAGCAAGCCAGGCGCCAGAUGCCGGUGGAUUGCUGUUUACCAGCUUUUCUUCUCUUUCGUUAUGCAGACCCGCGUGGUCCCACCAGUCUACAUGACGACAUCCAAGGCAUGGUCCUCCAACCCGCAUGUACAGGUUGCCCUUGUGAGGCGCGUGCAAGGAUUCGGUCGUCAAGUUCGUGAUCUGUGGCAGACGGCGGGUGCUGGAUGGCCAAGCCGUGAAGGCCGCCCCGAAUCUGCUCUGUUGCUCCAGCGUCUUUGUGUUCUACCACUUCGAGUUCCUGACGGCUUCAUCGAGGACAUUGAUCGAUACUUCGCAUCGCACAAGGCCGGACAGUCGCGACACUGGUGGCGUUCGCUUUGCCUCCCCUCCGAGGCGUAG
Messenger RNA from Symbiodinium sp. CCMP2592, 1887 nucleotides. NCBI's taxonomy places the organism in Eukaryota, Dinophyceae, Suessiales, Symbiodiniaceae. The record is from the annotation of a GenBank genome assembly.